AAUUCAAUGAUUGUUGUUGUUCGUCAACUUCACUUUAGUUAGUCUGAACAAUGCAUCUGACAUGGCUGUUAGUAGGUUUUCUAAUUUCAGGAUUGGAGGCAGUGCCACUGAUUAUGUCAGUGACGAGGAAAAUUAAUAUGUUAAAUGAAUCGGACACAGACGACUUAACAACAGGAAACCAUAUAGUUGCUGUUGACUAUCACUUGGCCAGAGGGGAAAUCUACUUCAGUGACUUAGCAACAGGUCAAAUAUUCAGGACAUUGCUGAGUCCCUUUGAGUCUCAGAAGCCUAGUGUGAUUGCGGAGAUCAAGGUGUCUGACGGGUUGGCUGUAGACUGGGUGCAUGACAAUCUCUACUGGACAGAUACAGUGAGAGUGACAGUGGAGGUCGCUACCUUGGAUGGUCUCUAUCGGAAGGUUUUGUUCAACGCUACUCAUGGUCUCCAGAAACCAAGAGCCAUUGUGCUAGAUCCAAAAAAUGGAGUUCUAUUUUGGAGUGACUGGGGAGACGACUCCAGAGUCAACUCAGCAGGGCUUGAUGGCAAAAAAAUGAAAACAAUUGUUUCUUCAAACAUUUACUGGCCAAACGGAUUAACAUUAGAUUUAUCUAAAUCAAAACUUUACAUCCUGGAUGGAUUUUUAUCGACAUUAUCAUCAUGCAACUAUGAUGGCUCUCAGGUUACAGUUCUUAGCAGAUCUCCAGACAAUUUUCAACAAGGUUUCGGUUUAACAUACUACGCAAACACAUUGUAUUGGAAUUCUUGGCGCCAUCGGGCUUUGUUUAAAAUGAAUAUAGACGAAUUACAAAGAGAAACUGUACUUCAAGUGAAUGGUUUGCGAGGGAUUUUAGAGCGAAUGAUGGGGUUGAAGGCGGUCCAUGCCAGUCUACAGCCAGCCCUGCCCCAGACAGUGCAGGAUCCCUGCAGCAACAGUAACAGUCAGUGUACCCAUCACUGUCUAGUCGGUAGAGAUCUCACCCCAACCUGCAUAUGUGCUUUUGGAUACAAACUGGCGGCUGAUGGCAAGACGUGCAUUGAAGAAGGCUACCUUUUGGUCUCUUGGAGGCUAACUAUUAACCGUUUAUCUAUGGAUGGUCAUGAUUUGGAACCACUCAUAGACACUACAAAGGCAGCUAUAUCACUUGGAUAUCAUUUUAAAAAGGGUUUGGUAUUUUGGAGUGAUGUGAUGGAGCAUAAAAUAUACAGGGCUCCUCUGGACCAAUUAAACAACAAGUCUGUGGUGGCUUCGCCACAUACUUGCGAUGGUCUGACUGUAGACUGGGUACAUGACGUCAUCUACUGGACGGACACUGAACAUGACACUGUGGAGGCAGCCCAACUAGACGGCUCCAAACAUCUCAUCCUCUUCGACACAGACCUAGACAAGCCACGAGAUAUCGCUGUUGACCCGCUUGAAGGGUUGUUGUUCUGGACAGAUUGGGGUGAUACGCCAAAAAUUGAACGCUCAACUUUGAAUGGAAAAGAGCGUAAAGUUAUCAUUGAUUAUGAUCACAUAUGGCCAAAUGGAAUCACGCUUGAUAUCCCAUCCAAACAAAUUUACUAUGUAGAUGGGAAAAUUGGAACCAUUUAUAAAACCUCUUAUGAUGGAUCACAUAGAGAAGUUGUCUUUUUGUCAUCACCGACAACAUCCUUGCAUUUGUUCGCAAUAACUCUUUUGAAUAACGAACUUUAUUGGACAGACUGGCAGUCUAGAUCUUUGUACACUUCGCCAAAAUAUAACAUUACUGUUGCGAAACAACUUUUUACUUCAAAGCAUAUAUUAUUGACUCCGAAUGGAAUCAAGGCAGUUCAUUCAUCUCUUCAACCAACAAAAGAAAACCCUUGUGCGAAAGUUAAUUGUAAAAACUUGUGUCUAGGCACCAAGUUCCAAACUGCUGUUUGUAUGGGAGAAGAGGAAAAACAUGAACCCCAUGAUGCUACUCCUGGUAAUCUUCAGUUUGUGAAAACUAUAUAUAAUGACUCCAUUACCAUUACGAUGGCUGAAGACAUGAAGCUAGCAAUUGUCCUCGUUGAUGUUCGAUGUUUAGGCAGAGAAGGUUGUCCCGAUGAUGUUCCUUGUUUUAAAAAACCUAUAAGUCCAUCAACAAAGACUAGGUUAUAUUUACAUGAUACCAGAGAUAUCAUAAAUAUUACAGAUCUGUUACCUGCAUCUCAUUAUGAAAUAGAAGUAACGUUACAUACUUCACCUCCUGAGGUCAGGAUUUUCAACAUUACAACCCUUGCCACAGAUCCCCCAGAAACACCCUAUAUCACUUCUGUUGACAAGCAGGGAAGUAGUGUAACAGUUAAAUGGGACCCUGUAGAUAAAUGUUUCCCCAGCUUUAACUCAUACAACUACAAGUUGUUCAAGACUGGUGCUGAGGACAAUAAUACACAAGAGGGGCGAACCAACUUGACGCAGGUCACUUUUGAAAACCUUGAGCUUGAAGUCAGUUACACAGUCCAUGUUUACACUACCAACCCACAGUAUCACUCAUCAAUUACAUUUAAUUUGGAAAAAGAAUGCCAAGAUCAGAAUCUGUUUUGUGAUGGAAAGGAAGAUUGUGCUGAUGGAAGUGAUGAAGAUGUAAAACUUUGUGCGGCUAUAGAAAAAAUGGUUGUGUACAAGAAAAGUAACUCUGAAGUCUACCUAAGAGUUGAUGUAACCAAUGGGACUGUGAAUCGGUUGGACAAAUUUAUUGUGAGUUAUAGCAGUGAGAAAUCAGACAAAACUGAGCAAAUGGAAAUACCUGCAGAACCCUGUCUGAUGUGGCCAGAAUCCUACUGCCUCUAUGUGUCUUCUCUUGAGCGCAAUAAGGUUUAUGAUUUUAAGAUUUCUGUAUCACUGAAAGGUGGGAAAAUUGGAAAUAAAUAUUCCGUAUCUACAAUCACAAAAGAAGAAGCUUCAGGGCCUCCUGAGAAUGUACGAGUCAUCAAACACAACGCUACAUGCUUGAUAUAUCAAUGGACUCAUCCAAAUCAAAGCAAUGGUAUAAUCAAAAGUUUCCUCAUCAGCAUUGAUGAAACAGAAGCAUUUGAAGAAGACAAGUGCUGCCAGGCUCUACCCAUCAUAUCUUUGCCUGCCCCUGAGGAGGAACUUCUUUAUGAAACUUCGACGUCUAGUUUGACUCCUGCAUCAUCUUAUGCAAUAAGUAUUACGGCCAAAAACAAGUAUGUAGGCACCCCUGCAACACUUACUGUAAACACUCCUCCACCACCCAUGGAAGUGAUCAGGAUGCCACAGGUAGAGGUGUCGUCUGUACUGCCGUUGUCAUGGAAACCACAGGAUGAGCAGGGAGAACUACCUCUGUACCACAGCCUUGUCAGAUCUUAUAUGUUGCUGCUUUUCCCACCUAAAACUGAACCAUUGACUCAGAUAGGGCCUGAAAUCAAGAAUGUUGAAGAUGAUAUCACAGAGAUACUGCAAACAACUUUUGGAGACAGAUAUAUUGUUCUUUGGGACAAGAAAGUGGAAGAUACAGAUGCUUUCAAGAGCCCUAUAAAAGUAGACAGGCUGACAGCUCUCAAGCAAUACAAGCUGGCUUGGGUGCAGGUGGCACAAUAUAAGGAUUCUCACAGCAUUGACUACUUGGAAUCUGAUCCAUUCAUCACUGUUUGAUGCCAUAACACCUCCACUAGACUAUAAUUUAUUUGGACUAUCGUGUAAAUAAAAAUUGUAGUUCCAA
Macrosteles quadrilineatus (aster leafhopper) is the source of this 3684-nucleotide messenger RNA. RefSeq lists its product as uncharacterized. The transcript has 20 exons. The coding region runs from base 51 to 3617 and encodes 1188 amino acids. Gene Ontology annotation, molecular function: protein binding. The record is from RefSeq and is a predicted model, not a curated record. NCBI's taxonomy places the organism in Eukaryota, Metazoa, Arthropoda, Insecta, Hemiptera, Cicadellidae.